UUGUCACAAAAGUGGUAAACUCUAUACAAAACUUAAAAUUAAGUGGUAUUUGAUGUAGUUUACCCUUAUAUUUUUAAGUCUUCGUUGUGCCUGCCACCACCUCUGCUUUGCCGCAAAGACAUCUGCCCACCAUCCCCGUUUGAUCUCAGCCAUGGCUACUCUAGAUUCCGAUGUCCCGAUGAUUCCCGCCGGUGAGGCUUCAAGCAGCACCGCCCCUUCCUCCUCAUCUAAGAAGCCCAAGCGGCUUGAGAUCAAAAAGUGGAGUGCUGUUGGCUUUGGGCUUGGGAUAUUGUCGUGGAUAAUUGUGAAAUUUGCAGGAAUCACAUCAUGGACCUUUCUAACCAAGCCAGCGCCACCAGCGAGGAAUGCACUGUUGCUUGGGGGGUCUGCAACCAUGCAUUCCACUUUCACUGUAUCAGCCGAUGUCUGAAGACUCGUCAAGUAUGACCAUUGGGUAUGCUCUUAAUCUCACACUGAUAUUUUGCCACCCACUUUUUUCCUACUGCAUAGCAUUUAGUGAAUGGGAGUUCCAAAAGUAUGGCCACUAGAUCUUUUCGAUAUUUACCAGUUACUCGUAUGGCAGAAGAUCACACACAUUUUCCCAGCUUUCUUCAACCAAGUUGCGUUAAUAUCUUAGACAUUUGAUAUGCACCGAGUGUAAUAUGGAAAAUAUAUGAGGAUUAUCUUUCUUGUGUUAGUUUCUCUCGAUGUGGGUGCAUAUGAAUA
Molecule: messenger RNA, 726 nt
Organism: Hibiscus syriacus
Lineage: Eukaryota; Viridiplantae; Streptophyta; Magnoliopsida; Malvales; Malvaceae
Product: RING-box protein 1a-like
Exons: 4
Coding region: 152-430 (92 amino acids)
Source: RefSeq, a predicted model, not a curated record